AUGGUAAGAAUAGAUGUAACUAAGAGGAUGUCUCUGCCCAUGGAUAUCCGUCUCCCACCAGAGUUUCUGAAGAAGUUACAGAUGGAAAACCCUCCACCGUGCAAACCGCUCAGCCGCAUGUCCAGAAGAGCCUCACUGUCGGACAUUGGCUUUGGGAAACUGGAGACCUAUGUGAAGUUGGGAAAACUAGGAGAGGGCACAUACGCAACAGUAUUCAAGGGUCGCAGCAAACUCACAGAAAACCUGGUGGCCCUGAAAGAGAUUCGUCUGGAGCACGAAGAGGGCGCCCCGUGCACGGCCAUACGGGAAGUGUCAUUGCUGAAGAACCUGAAACACGCCAACAUCGUAACGCUGCAUGACAUCAUCCAUACGGACCGAUGUCUCACCCUUGUCUUUGAGUAUCUGAUAUUUAUGUUCCAGCUUCUUCGUGGUUUAUCAUAUUGUCAUAAGAGGAAGAUUCUCCACCGGGACCUGAAGCCUCAGAAUCUGCUCAUUAAUGACAAGGGAGAACUCAAACUGGCAGACUUUGGUUUGGCCAGAGCAAAAUCAGUUCCAACAAAAACCUAUUCAAAUGAGGUUGUGACCUUGUGGUAUCGACCUCCUGAUGUCCUGCUGGGUUCCACGGAGUACUCAACACCGCUAGACAUGUGGGGCGUGGGUUGUAUCCUGUAUGAAAUGGCGGCAGGCCGUCCCAUGUUUCCUGGAUCCACUGUCAAAGAGGAACUACACCUGAUAUUUCGGCUUAUGGGCACCCCAACUGAGGAGAGCUGGCCCAGAAUCACAGCUAAUGAUGAAUUCAAAUCCUACCUGUUUCCUCAGUACAGAGCACAAGCGCUCAUUAAUCAUGUGCCCAGGCUUGACACAGAGGGAAUAGACCUUCUUUCGGCUCUAUUGCUGUAUGACACCAAGCGCAGGAUUUCCGCCGAGUCGUCUCUGAGACACUCUUACUUCCUGACUCUGGGCGAGAACAUCCACUCCAUACCUGACACCUCAUCUCUGUUUUCACUGAGGGAGAUCCAGCUACAGAAGGAUCCGGGACACAAGAGCUCAGUAUUCCUGCCGCCGGGUCGAGGCAAGAACCGCAGGCAAAGCAUAUUCUGAGGACAAGAAACAAUGCGGUGUGCAUGAAGAAAUCACCAGAACAAAACCAUUAUGAAGCAAACAGCUUUGUUUCUCCAUCCAAAACAUGCAUGCAUCCAUUCACAAACAUGUACUUCAGAAAACAGAUUCAAUAGAAGUGAAUCAUCCUCAGUCAUAACAUAAGCUGGUUAAAAGUGUGGCCAAGGCUCAAUUAAAUCUCUCUUGCAGUCUCUUUUAAACCUAAAAACCACACCGAUCCUAAAGCUCAAAUCUUUAAAGACAUUUACCCCUGGUUUCACAGACAAGGCUUUAGCCUAGCUCCAAACUAAAAUGCAUGAGCUGUUUUAGCUGAAAGAAACUUGCACUGACAUAUUUUAAAACAUUGUUUUGUCUCAAGAUGCACACCAGUAAUGUUUUUUUUCUUUCUUCUUCUAAGGAACGUUUAUAAAAGAUACUUACAUGUCCUAAUUCAGGGCUGUCCAAACUCGGUCCUGGAGGGCCGGUGUCCUGAAGAGUUUAGCUCCAACCCCAA
Molecule: messenger RNA, 1612 nt
Organism: Sinocyclocheilus grahami
Lineage: Eukaryota; Metazoa; Chordata; Actinopteri; Cypriniformes; Cyprinidae
Product: cyclin-dependent kinase 18
Exons: 13
Coding region: 1-1101 (366 amino acids)
Biological process (GO): protein phosphorylation
Cellular component (GO): nucleus; cytoplasm
Molecular function (GO): ATP binding; cyclin-dependent protein serine/threonine kinase activity
Source: RefSeq, a predicted model, not a curated record